Leptosia nina is the source of this 489-nucleotide messenger RNA. The record is from the annotation of a GenBank genome assembly. Lineage: Eukaryota; Metazoa; Arthropoda; Insecta; Lepidoptera; Pieridae.
AUGUAUAAUUCCAAUGAAUUCUUACACAGUGCUGGAGUCAGUCGGCACAUGCAGGCCACUGGCGAGGCACCAUCCCAAAAAACUAGUAUGAAACGACGAUCCUGCGAAGUUCCUUUGGGGGAUAUAACCUCUAAUAACUUCAAGGUAUCUUUAGGCGACAUAACUAAUAUAAACGACAACUAUGACUGUAGGUCUCUCCGUUCAGUACGAUCUGAGGAUACUAGGCUUCGUUACUACCGACCAAUAGACAGUAGAAGUGUUAAGAAUUUUAGGUCGUCCUUAGCCGACAUAUCAUAUAUAUCGCGGCCUCCCAGUUAUGACCAGCUGUCUAGACGUUCCAUUGUGGAAGGUCCGGAAGGCCAAGGCAUCACGUCUAGUAUUGAAGGGGUCCUGUGGUCUGAUGAAGAGGAGACGGAGUACUUCUAUCACGAGAACAUCACUUCAGCUUGGAAUCAAGACCUUGUCCGACUUUUGAAAUCAUUAGCUUAA